UUCAGAUAAUCGUUCGUUCAUAGCGCGUUACAGCAAAGCAGGAAAACAUGAUCAUUGACAGAGUUUGUGAGGAUUUUUCGGCUUUUAUGGACCGGGACAAUGACAUCAUGACGAGUCCGGUUCACCUGAGUUCCUUUUACAGCUGUUCUUCACCCGCCGAACCGAAUCUGACCGACGGCUCUCCGAUCUCUGAUUCCGAUCAGAGCUGGAAUAAUAACGCGGACAGCCCGUCAAACUGCAUCAACGUGAAAGCGAGUCCGAGUCGCUAUCAAGGUGUGCGCGUGAAGAAAACAGUGAAAGAGAUGAUCAUGCAGAAACGCGAGAUUCAGGCUCAACAAUAUCAGAUGGAAACUGAAUUCCCAGCUGUGAUCCGUGAGUUUCAGGGAAGAAAUGGGAGUGCUGAGAAUCUGUCUUACUGUCCUGUGAAAAGACUCAAAACCAUGGACAGAAACAUCCCGUCUCCACACUUCCAAAGUGAGAACUUCUUUUGUGAGUCUGAGAUGUUCGAGGAUAUUGGAGAUCUCUUGCCUAAAGAGUGUCUCUCCAUUGAGUCUGUGACAGUACAGGGAUGCACAAUGCCAGUUUGUCAUUCAUUGCUUUACCCUGAUGUAGAAAACCCCUUUUACACCGCUUGCAACCCACUCCAGCCCAAAGAGAGCACGUACCCUCCCUCAGUUCAAACCCUGGGCCCUCAGAUGGCUCCCAGGUUUAAUAUGACCGUCCCCGUCCGGCCGGUUUCCUUUUUUGAAUGGCAGAUAAAGCAGGAGGAGGAGAAACUGAUGGGCUUGAGCCAUGUGCAGCUCACCUCCAGAGAUGAAGAUGGAGACACGUUCUUGCACAUCGCAGUGGCGCAGGGCAGGAGAGCUUUGGCGUUUGUCCUCGCCAGAAAAAUGGCCGCCAUUAACAUGCUGGAUUUGAAAGAACACAACAAGCAGAGCGCCUUUCAGGUGAGCGUUGCUGCAAAUCAACACCUGAUUGCACAAGACCUGCUUUCAUUGGGAGCUGAAGUUGACACCCUGGACUUUUGGGGCCGAUCCCCACUCCACGUGUGUGCUGAGAAGGGCCACACCUUAACCCUACAGGCCAUCCAGAAAUCCAUGCAGACCAAUGGGAGACACGUCAACAUGGAGGCGGUCAACUUUGAUGGACUCACGCCUCUUCAUGUAGCAGUUCUGUCCCACAAUGCCGUGGUGCAGGAGCUGUCGUGUCACGGGACGCCCCCCUCAAAUCACACUGUGGCUCUGGUGCAGAGGAGGAAGCUACUGUGGGAAUGUAUCAACACAUUGUUGAUGAUGGGCGCUUCUAUCGAAACAAAGGACCGCAAAAGCGGCCGCGCAGCUCUACACAUGGCAGCCGAAGAAGCGAACGUUGAACUUCUGCGUCUUUUUCUAGACCAACCUAACUUCUACUCUGUCAUAAAUGCCAAGGCCUUUAACGGGAACACGGCACUUCACAUGGUCAGCGCUCUGAUGGGUCGCCAGGCGCAGGCUGACGCUGUUCGAUUGCUGCUGAGACGUGGAGCCGAUCCCAGCUCCAAGAACCUAGAGAACGAACAACCGGCCCAACUUGUGCCCGAUGGUCCGCUGGGAGACCAGGUGCGUCGGAUCCUGAAAGGAAAAACGGCUCAGCUCCGCCAGUGAUAACAGUCGUCCGAUACUUCCCUUUAGAAACGCUGUCAGUUAGGCAGUCCGGUCUGUACAGAAUCAUUUGCCACUAUCAGGCAGAUGUUGGUUGUUUCUGUGAAACAGCUUUAUCAUUGUUCACUACUGUGUAGUAGACGGUACAGGAAUGUGAGUGCAACCAUUCAGAGAUUCGCUCUGGACAUUAAAAGCGGAAGAAAUGAAAGCUUACUGGUAUCACGGUAUCAGCAAAUGUGUUUGAUCGAUGUUACAUCAAGAUUCGGUGAAUGCAGUAAACUGUAAAUGUUCAGCAGCAGCUUGAAAUGUGUUGCAUUUGUUGUGUAAAGGUUUGUGUAGCUUCUCUGUUAUAGUCAUGUUUGUCUUAUUACUAGUAGGAAAUAUUUUUGGCAAGGGAGUGAUGAUGGAUGUAAACAAAGCUUCAGCAGGUGUUAGCAUGGUAACAAACAUCCUUGAGAUUUUAAUCAGUAACUUUAAACCUGUUGAGCCGGUACAUCUGCGCAGGUACGUGACGCACUUCUGUUCGUGCUGCGUGUUCCAGGGCGUUGGGUUCAUCCACCGCUCAUUUUUAACUCUUUGUUUUAUUACAUAAUGUCUGUAACAUGAUAGAAAGAUUUUCAUUGUUUUAUCUUAAUGUAAAUGGGUUCCUAGGUGUGAAAAUUGAUUCCCAGCAUAUAUAGGUACACAGUACACGUUUUUGUAUGAGUUUAGGUAAAGCACACCAAACAAAACACAAGACAUAAUGUCAAACGUAUCUGCAUAAUAUGAUGUAUUUAUGUUUUCUGGGUAAUGGGAUGUUGUAUUCUGUAUAUAUACAUUAUAUUGUGGGCAACAGAAAUAUUCUACAGUUCAUAAGAAAGAAUAUUGUCAGGCAUUGAUCUCAUACACAGGAAGCGGGUGUCGAUUUACUUUUUUAUUCAUUACACUUAUAUGGGGUAUUUGUCUGAAUUGCAACCUAAUCCAAAUAAAAUGAAUAAAGUCUUAAA
Messenger RNA from Paramisgurnus dabryanus, 2623 nucleotides. It is a transcript of the gene nfkbiz, whose product is annotated as nuclear factor of kappa light polypeptide gene enhancer in B-cells inhibitor, zeta. NCBI's taxonomy places the organism in Eukaryota, Metazoa, Chordata, Actinopteri, Cypriniformes, Cobitidae. The record is from RefSeq and is a predicted model, not a curated record. Gene Ontology annotation, cellular component: nucleus. Gene Ontology annotation, molecular function: DNA binding; POU domain binding. Gene Ontology annotation, biological process: regulation of gene expression.